This is a messenger RNA of Acyrthosiphon pisum (pea aphid), 509 nucleotides long. RefSeq lists its product as uncharacterized. Lineage: Eukaryota; Metazoa; Arthropoda; Insecta; Hemiptera; Aphididae. The transcript is spliced from 2 exons. The annotation marks the transcript as partial. The record is from RefSeq and is a predicted model, not a curated record.
CACCAAUCAGUUUGACUUUGACUUGACAUAAUAAAUACCGUCAGUUUAAUUUCAAAUCAGAAAUUGUCAUGUUGAGUCAAGUGUAAAAUUGACAAGGUCCAAUCAUUUAUUUUUAAUCAACAAUUGGAUCUACCACGGUCCACAGAUGCCACCCUUUAAUUUAUUAUUCCGUGAGUAAUAAAGGACAUUUAUGAAUAUAAUUGUGUAUUUCAGGAAUUGUUUAAAAGCAGUUAUUUUAUUAUGGACCUGCAUCAUAGCUUUCCAUGCAUCGGUGACCGCUUUCGUGGUUCAAGAUUACAAUAUAAGUGCAAUAAAAGUUAAUUCUCGUGGAGGUUUACUUAAAACUAUUGAUAUAUUCUUUCAGCGUAUACGUAAUGAAGAGAACCAGCAUUUCUUUGAUGAAAUCUACCGUACUCCAAAAGCUACUUAUGGACCAACCCAACAUAUAACCGCAUAUUAUGAUAAAAAGAUGUUUGUUGAAAAAUGUGGAGAUUUAUCUGAAAAACGUG